Molecule: messenger RNA, 378 nt
Organism: Cariama cristata (Red-legged seriema)
Lineage: Eukaryota; Metazoa; Chordata; Aves; Cariamiformes; Cariamidae
Gene: DUSP15
Product: dual specificity phosphatase 15
Exons: 2
Coding region: 40-378 (112 amino acids)
Biological process (GO): regulation of cell population proliferation; positive regulation of JNK cascade; transforming growth factor beta receptor signaling pathway
Cellular component (GO): cytosol
Source: RefSeq, a predicted model, not a curated record
GGCAUCUCCCGCAGUACCACCGUGGUCGUCGCCUACGUCAUGACCGUCACGGAGCUGAGCUGCCAGGAGGUGCUGGAGGCCAUCCGAACCGUCCGGCCCGUCGCCAACCCCAACCCCGGCUUCAGGCAGCAGCUGGCUGAGUUCGGCGGCGGCGCAGCCCGCAAGGUCCGCAGGCACCUGAAGCAGAGGUAUGGGACAUCCCCGUUCAACGACGAGGAAGAAAUAAAGGCCUUACUGCCGGCAGGGAGAAGAGAACCGUCCAGGACGGAGGGAGCUCUGCAAGGACUGGUCCCAAGAGCCAGAGACAUCAGGAGCACAACUCCCUUCCUGCUGCGGGUGAAGAGGACGUUCUCGUGCAUCCCAGCUUGUCUGAAGUGA